Drosophila takahashii is the source of this 2726-nucleotide messenger RNA. Its product is annotated as transmembrane protein 245. The record is from RefSeq and is a predicted model, not a curated record. NCBI's taxonomy places the organism in Eukaryota, Metazoa, Arthropoda, Insecta, Diptera, Drosophilidae.
GCUACUCUUAGAAACAAAAAAAAGAACGAUAUGAACCGCUCCGAGCCGAUUCCCAUCCGGAGGGACCGCUCUUUCGACAGCGUACUCAACCGACUGCUGCGGAUGAGGUCCCAGAACCAUGAGAGUUUCCGCGCCGCCAUGUACAACUUCCUAAUCGCCGCUGGAGUGGCGGCCUUCGUGGCCGUCUGCUUCAUCCUGGGACCCUUCGUUCGCCCCCUGCUGUGGGCCUUCCUCAUGGGCGCCGUGCUCUUCCCGUUCAAACGGCGGCUGGCGGAGAGCGUGAACGGUUGGUUCCAGCGACUGGAGGAGCGCGACUCCAAUGUACUGGUCUCCAUCUGCCUGUCCCCGCUGGAGGCCACCGAGCACUGCGGUCGGCUGCUGAUCGGCUGGCUCUGCGAGCACUGGCAGCUACUCCUGGCCGGAUGCGGAGUGGCCGGGUGCAUCAAGCUGCUCGUCCUGUACGCGCCGAAGGGUUUCCUUUUGGCCCUCUGGCACUGGAUAACCUUUUCGCACGGCCUGUUCGUCCAAAUUAUCGGAUUCCUCAACGUGUAUGUGCUCAUCUCCCUGGUUGUAGUCUACUUGAGCUGCGUCCACUUCUUCUGGAAGCCGGAGAACAGCUCCCAUUUCGUGGUGGCCGGCCAGUCCAUGUGGAUAGCGGUGGCCGGCUAUCUGAGCAGCUUCCUUGGCGCCCUCCAGGUGCCGGUUUUCCUGCUGGUCAUGGCGUAUGUAACAGCCUCCACGGCAUAUCACCUGCAGACGAUAGAGGACUCGGGAUCCUACCUGCACCGCCUGCAAAAGUUGUUCGACAAGAACGAUUUUGAGCGAUCGCUGAGCAACUUUAGCAUUUGCGGCAGGCCAAGUGGUGAGCCACUGAGUCCGGGUCUGCAGUCGGAUGUGGAGGACAUAUCGCUUAGCGAUACAGUUGACUCCACGGACACAUUCGAUGCCAAGCCGGGAGCAGAAGCUACCGGCCACCAGAGCGAUACGUUCUUUAAGCUGCUGUUCUACGCCUGUCUAGGCACUUUCCUUUAUCGCAACGUCUGGAUGUUUAUACUAGCAGCUGUUCCAGUACUGCUGCACCUCAUCUACACCGUGGGAGCUUAUACGGGAAUCACCCAGUUUGCUUGUAACAAAAUCAGCGAAGUUUACGCAGCACUGCGAUCGUGGGCCAUCGAACACCACUCCGCCGUUCUGCCGCUUUGUCUGCCUGGUGUUUUGGAACUAAACUACAAGAUCAACACCAUCGUGCGGGACUCGUUGAAGUCCUCCGUUGAGUCAGUCACUUCCAUCCUAAUGAUCAUCCUCAUGCUGCUCAUCAUUGUGUUUUUGAGCGUGUUCUUCUGCGUGAACAUCUACUCGGAGACGAUUGAGGUUGCUUACCUGGGCAAGGAUCUAAUUAACAAGACGAUCACAGAUCGGCCUGAGCUAAUUGAUAUUUUGCCAGCAAACAUGCAAUCGUCCAUCGAUGAUGCUCUAGAUAAUGCACACCACUACGGUCGCCGUAAGAUUGAGACCUACAUUGACGACUGGUUGGCGGAUGCUGACAAGGUGCACGCCACCAAGCUGAAGGAGCAAAUCCUUGACGUGUGGGACAGACUCAUCCAGUACUGGAUCGAUUUCAACAAGGCGGGCACUUCGUAUGGUCCGCGCGUGCCAACGGAUGCGCUGAAAAGCACAUUUGGGGAGAUUGUCGACAAUCCAGGACAUUUUAAAGAGCUAGUUUUAGUGGCUAAACAGGGCAUUAUCGGCUGGGCGCAGAGCAAUACGCAAACGAUCCUUGAGGUUGCGGAGUCCUUGUGGCACAUCAUUCGCACCAAUCUCUCGAUGAUUAUGGGCGUGACCGGAGAAAUUCUAUCUCUUGUGCUGUCUGGCGGACAGGCAUGCAUAGAAUUCAUAUUGGACAUGAUUGUAUUCUUUACGGCCCUGUUUUAUCUGCUCUCGAGCAGUCAGGAGAAGUACGCGCCGCUGCAAAUCACCAAAUACCUGGGCUACUCCAGUUCGGGUAUUAAAAUCGCCGAUGCCCUGGAGAACUCCAUUACAGUGGUCCUAAUCUCAAUGUUCCGGUGCUCCACAUUUACCGGCUUGUUCACCUGGUUGGUGCACACGGUAUUUGGUGCACGGAUAGUAUUCCUUCCCUCCGCCUUGGCGGCCAUGCUGGCGGCGGCUCCUUUCCUCGGCAGUUACUGGUGUGCAGUGCCAGCCUUUCUGGAGCUGUGGCUCGCCCAGGAUAGGUUUUAUGCAGGACUCAUACUGUUUCUGCUCCAGUUCUUUGUGCCCUCGUCUUUUGAAACGGCCAUUUAUGCUGAUCUCAAAGGUGGUGGACAUCCGUACCUGAAUGGCCUGGCCAUUGCCGGGGGCAUGUAUUGGAUCGGCUGGCAGGGAGCCAUCUUUGGACCCUUGAUGCUUUGCUUCUUCAUCGGUCUCUUCGAGGUGGCCACUCUGGCCAUGCGCAGCCAUCAAGAGCCCAGAAACAGCACCGAUGAGGAGACACGGACCACGUGAGUUGGCAUGGCGCCGAAACUACGAAUUUCCUUCUAAUACUCGAACUGCAAACUAACAUAAGCUGUGUGGCCAAAUACCUGACAAUCAAAAUGCGAUUGGCCCGAAUAUCACACCCUAGAGUUAGGCUGCAUUUUCCUUAAACUAUUGUUGAUAGUUUCUCAGUUGCUAAUCCUUUCGCCUUGCAAAUUGUGUUCAGUUUUAUACUAAAAUUUUUAAGUAUUCAA